GCGCGCGCGCGCACGGAGGAGGAAGGACGCACCGGACUCGUAUCAAUAAUCUACCGGAUCGAUCAGUGAGGAUAACCGGGAGCUCCUGCGGGUCUCUGCGUGUGCGUGUGCGUGAGAGCCCGACAUGGAACCGUGGUUCUCCUGAUUGGAACCCAGCGGACCUGAAGGAGGAACAUGGCCCACGUCGGCAGCGCUUCGGCCGCAGAGGAGGAGGACUGCUUCGAGGACGCCUACGACAGACUACCUGCGGCUUGUCAGAUGGACCUGCAGACAGCCAUCCAGGAGACUCAGUGUGCUCUCAAUCUGGUCCUCAACAACAAGUUCUCUGAAGCCCUGGACCUCCUCAAACCAUGGUGGAAGCACAGCAUGUACCACGCUCUGGGCUACAGCAGCAUUCUGGUGAUGCAGGCGACGAUGACCUUCGAGCACCGAGACAUUCAGGCCGCCAUGGCGACCAUCAAGGAGGCGCUGCACACCUGUCAGAGGUUCAGGAAGAAGAACUCGGUGAUCGGCUCUCUGUCCAGUCUGAUCAGCAAGCAGUCCAGGCUGCAGGAAGAGGAGAUGCACGCCGAGAUCUGCUACGCCGAGUGUCUGCUGCAGAAAGCCAUGCUGACAUUUGUGCAGGAUGAGAACAUGAUCAGUUUUAUUAAAGGAGGCAUAAAGGUGCAAACAAGCUACCAAAUCUACAAGGAUUGUCAGAAUGGGAUCAGCACCUCUCAGGACCCGGAUGGCCAGUCCGACGUGUUCAGACAGUUUGAUGGCGGAGUCAAGCUGGGCGUCGGCUCCUUCAACCUGAUGUUGUCCCUCCUCCCUCACAGGAUUUUGAGGUUGUUGGAGUUCAUCGGAUUCUCAGGAAACCGGGCCUUCGGCCUGUCUCAGCUGAAGGAGGGCGCCUCCAGUCACAGUCUGAGGUCCAUCUUCUGCGCCCUGACGCUGCUCUUCUACAACACAUACGUGUCACUGAUCCUCGGAACCGGAGAGGGGAACCUGGCGGAGGCCGACGCUCUGCUGGAGCCGUACCAACAGAAAUACCCCAAAGGCUCGAUCGUCCUCUUUUACUCUGCUCGCAUCUCCACGCUGAGAGGGAACUUCGAGAAGGCCCGGGCGAAGUACGAGGAGUGCAUCAGCAGCCAGCAGGAGUGGAAGCAGAUCCACCAUCUGUGCUACUGGGAGCUGAUGUGGACCCACUCAUACCAGCAGGAGUGGCAGCAGGCGUACGAGUAUGCAGACCUGCUGUGCAAGGAGAGCCGCUGGUCCAAGGCCAUCUAUGUGUACCAGAAGGCAGCCAUCCUCAGCAUGAUGUCAGAGGAGGACGUGAAGAAGACGGGGGAGGACGUCGUGGAGCUCUUUAAGCAGGUGGAGGGGCUCAAACAGCGCCUGGCGGGGAAGUCGAUCCCGACGGAGAAAUUUGCAGUGAGGAAGUCGAGACGCUACAAAGCGGCUCGACCCGUCCUGCUGGUCAUCCCCGCCCUGGAGAUGAUGUACGUUUGGAACGGGUUCACCAUCGUCGGGAAGAGAGCCGACAGCACCGAGGCUCAGCUGGUCACCAUCGAGGCGACUGAGGAGCAGCUUCGCAACGACCCCAGCCCUUCAGAGUUCCACCCAGACGACAGCUGCCUGGUCCAGAUGUUGAAGGGACUCUGCCUGAAACACCUGGGCAGGUUAUUGCAGGCUGAGCUCUGCUUCACGCAGGUCCUGUCCAGUGAGAGUCGUAUCAGAUACGAUCACUACUUGAUCCCCUUCACGCUCUAUGAGCUGGGGCUGCUGUACAAGCAACAGGGAGACUUCACCAAGGCCAGCGCGUACAUCGAAAAUGCCAAGACCAACUAUAAGGACUACUCCAUGGAGAGCAGGCUGCACCUCAGGAUGCACGCUGCCCUCAACAGCCUCAAAGAGUCACCUGUCGGCACCCCAUAAUACUCACAAGAAGAGUCGGGGGUUUGAUGCCCACCAGGUACUCUUAUCCUGCAUUAUAUUUGACGUGCCAUUAUUUAUUGAUUAUUUUAAAUUGCGUGGACAGAUGAGAUUAUUUAAGCAGCUCUUCUCCAACAUGCUGUAGCUUCAAUACUGAGCCGUGAUUGGCCGAAGCAGCACUUCAAAGCCAAAUGUCAAAUUAGUCAACAAUAACAAGUUAUUGAUGCUACUUUUGUUGUGAGUAAGGAGACAAUAACAAUAACAAUAAUACGAAAGGUUUCACUCUGAGGCUCGUUCACUUUGAAAGGAAACAAAGGUUUAAACUUCAUGAGAUGUUAUACAUAUAUCUAUAUAUCUCUCU
This is a messenger RNA of Cyclopterus lumpus (lumpfish), 2275 nucleotides long. Its product is annotated as tetratricopeptide repeat protein 39B. The coding region runs from base 175 to 1917 and encodes 580 amino acids. Gene Ontology annotation, molecular function: protein binding. The transcript has 19 exons. The record is from RefSeq and is a predicted model, not a curated record. NCBI's taxonomy places the organism in Eukaryota, Metazoa, Chordata, Actinopteri, Perciformes, Cyclopteridae.